Molecule: messenger RNA, 664 nt
Organism: Saprolegnia diclina VS20
Lineage: Eukaryota; Oomycota; Saprolegniomycetes; Saprolegniales; Saprolegniaceae
Exons: 2
Coding region: 65-595 (176 amino acids)
Source: RefSeq, a predicted model, not a curated record
GAGAGGGCUAGGGUGGGGGUAGGGUAACACCGGCCCGGCUCAAAAUAGCCCCUCGACAACGAUUAUGACGCGCGACCAAGCCAACGACCGCAAGCACGAUGCGUUUGGUGACGGUACGCCGUGCGACGGCGCCGAGACGAGCCUCGACAGCCUUGAGGCGGGCGACCUCGCGGCGUUCGAGUCGACGGUGGCGCUCCGGAGUCAGCAGCGUCGAAAAAUUGACUUCAAUCCGUCCGAAGGCGACGUGCACGACCGGGAGCGCGGUCGGCCGUGGCGCGUGGCCAUCAACGCCAAAAUCGCAGCGGCCAACGAGCGCGCGCAGGAAGAGCAGUGGGAAAAGCGGCGGUUCGGGCUUGCCAAGCAGGUGCACGAAGGCCUUCUUCACAACUACAACAUUUACGUGGGUAUUUCCGAAGUGAGCAAUGUACUCAAGGUCGGCCAGGACCAGCGCCGGCGGGAAACCCAAGGCGACGUCGUCGAGAACAAGGACAUUGCUGCGUCCGCGAUCCUUGUCGCGGCCGAAAAGUACGACCUCGCUCGCAUUGCAGUCUUGCUCGACAAGGUGCCCAAGAAACUUGGUGAUGGGACAAAAUAGCAUAUCGAGUGCAUGAUAUAUCAGCUUGUUUCUGCUUAUUUCAGCGAGUACUCAUAUUGAAGAUUGGGC